This is a messenger RNA of Rangifer tarandus platyrhynchus (Svalbard reindeer), 2343 nucleotides long. NCBI's taxonomy places the organism in Eukaryota, Metazoa, Chordata, Mammalia, Artiodactyla, Cervidae. The record is from the annotation of a GenBank genome assembly.
AUGGCUUCUCUGGAUGACCCAGGAGAAGUGAGAGAGGGCUUCCUCUGCCCUUUGUGCCUGAAGGACCUGCAGUCUUUCUAUCAGCUGCACUCACAUUAUGAGGAAGAGCACUCCGGGGAAGACCGUGAUGUCAAAGGGCAAAUUAAAAGUCUUGUCCAGAAGGCUAGGAAAGCAAAGAACAGGCUGUUGAAACGGGAAGGAGAUGAUCGAGCUGAAUCAGGCACCCACGGAUAUGAGUCUUUCAGCUAUGGAGGGGUCGAUCCUUACAUGUGGGAACCCCAGGAGCUUGGUGCUAUGCGAAGCCACCUUUCUGACUUCAAAAAACACCGAGCUGCCAGAAUCGACCACUAUGUCGUUGAAGUCAAUAAAUUAAUAAUCAGGUUAGAGAAGCUGACUGCGUUUGACAGAACAAAUACCGAGUCUGCGAAGAUCCGAGCAAUAGAAAAGUCCGUGGUGCCCUGGGUCAACGACCAGGAUGUCCCUUUCUGUCCGGACUGCGGGAAUAAGUUCAGCAUUCGUAACCGCCGCCACCACUGCCGCCUCUGCGGGUCAAUCAUGUGCAAGAAGUGCAUGGAGCUUAUCAGCCUUCCCUUGGCAAACAAGCUCACCAGUGCCAGCAAGGACUCACUGAGCACUCACACCAGCCCCAGCCAGUCACCCAACAGUGUCCACGGCUCCCGCCGGGGCAGCAUCAGCAGCGUGAGCAGCGUGAGCUCUGUCCUGGACGAGAAGGACGACGACCGGAUCCGCUGCUGCACACACUGCAAGGACACGCUUCUCAAGAGGGAGCAGCAGAUCGACGAGAAGGAGCACACGCCUGACAUCGUGAAGCUCUACGAGAAAUUACGGCUUUGCAUGGAGAAAGUUGACCAGAAAGCUCCUGAAUACAUCAAGAUGGCAGCAUCAUUAAAUGCCGGAGAGACAACCUACAGUCUGGAACACGCUAGUGACCUUCGAGUGGAAGUGCAGAAAGUGUAUGAGCUAAUAGAUGCGUUAAGUAAGAAGAUCUUAACCUUAGACCUGAAGCAGGACCCACCACCACACCCGAACUCCCUGCGGCUGCAGAGGAUGAUCAGAUACUCGGCCACGCUGUUUGUGCAGGAAAAGUUGCUUGGUUUGAUGUCACUGCCGACCAAAGAACAGUUUGAGGAACUGAAAAAGAAAAGGAAGCAGGAGAUAGAGCGGAAGAGGAUCCUGGAGAGGCAGGCUGCCUUGGAAUCCCAGCGGAGGCUUGAGGAGAGGCGGAGUGACUUGGCAUCGCGUGCAACCAACGGGGAGGUGGUGCCCCCUCGGAGGGGUCCUGCCCCACUGAGAAAGGCCGAGGGCUGGCUCCCACUGUCAGAAGGCCAGAGGCAGAGCGAGGACCCGGACCCCCUCCUGCAGCAGAUCCACAACAUCACGUCCUUUAUCCGGCAGGCCAAGGCCGCGGGCCGGACGGACGAAGUGCGCAUGCUGCAGGAGAACCUGCGCCAGCUGCAGGACGAGUACGACCAGCAGCAGACGGAGAAGGCCAUCGAGCUGUCCCGUAGGCAGGCCGAGGAGGAGGACCUGCAGCGGGAGCAGCUGCAGGUGCUGCGGGAGCGCGAGCGGGAGCGUGAGCAGGGCCAGGCCGCCUCUCUGCACACGCGGACUCGGUCCCUGGACUUCCGGGAAAUCAGGCCUUUUCAGCUGGAGCCGGGCAGAGAGCCACGCACCCACCUCGCUCACGCUUUGGAUCUGGGCUCUUCCCCAGCUCAGAGCAGCACUGCCACCAAGACCUCUCCACCCAGCUUGGCUCCCGAGCCCUUCCGAGGGUGGUCUGGGCCCCCAGCCCUGGGCCAGGAGUUCCUGCCCCAGAGCACCCCGUCACAGCGCAGUGAGGCACCCUCCCUGAAUCCCUUCGAUGAGGAAGAAGACCUCGCCAGCCCCUCAGCCGAGGGCACAGCCAGCCCUCCUGCUCCAGAGCCUUCCCUUGGCCCACCGGCCCGCCUGUUCCGAGAGUACAACCCUUUCGAGGAAGAGGAGGCCGGGGCCGGGAAUCCCUUCGCUAGGCCAGACAGCCCCGCCCCCAACCCCUUCGACGAGGAAGAUGAGCCCCCCCCUCGGACACCUGCAUCCCCCCCUGUUCCUGGCAACCCCUUUGAGGAGGCCCCCUGCACCAACCCCUUCGAGGAGGACAGUGAUGGCGGGCAGGAGGGCGCCGAGCCCAUCGAGGAGGAGCUGCUGCUCCAGCAGAUCGACAACAUCAAGGCGUACAUCUUUGACGCCAAGCAGUGUGGCCGCCUGGACGAGGUGGAGGUGCUGACGGAGAACCUGAGGGAGCUGAAGCGCACCCUGGCCAAGCAGAAGGGGGGCAGCGACUGA